Molecule: messenger RNA, 2439 nt
Organism: Pocillopora verrucosa
Lineage: Eukaryota; Metazoa; Cnidaria; Anthozoa; Scleractinia; Pocilloporidae
Product: protein Wnt-10a-like
Biological process (GO): canonical Wnt signaling pathway; multicellular organism development; cell fate commitment
Cellular component (GO): extracellular region
Molecular function (GO): frizzled binding; cytokine activity
Source: RefSeq, a predicted model, not a curated record
UUCGCUAAUGCCACGCGCAGUUAUGGAAGUAUAGGCUCUUUGAUAUGUCACUCACGAGGUUGGCGGUCUGGUAGCAAUGAGCUGAAAUUGGAUUUCAAAACUUAUUGCACCUUUGGCUCAUCAUUACAACCACGGGAGUCCUCUUUAGGGAAACACGACGUCUCUAAGUAGCUCUACUGAAGAGCCACACGGCAUUGAACCACGAAUUAAGGCAUUAGCUCCGUCUGUCCCCUCAAACGAGUUAUGAUGCAUCUAUCACUGAUGACAAGGAUAGCCCUGACCUGUGUUUUUCUAGGCAUUCACGCUCUAUCAAGUGAUACAAGACUUUCAGGGUACGAUAUUCUAACAUCGGGACUUCCUUUGGAGGUUGAUCCAAUACUGAACCCCAACACCGUUUGUAAGAACACACCGUCUUUGAACAGAGAACAACUGGAACUUUGUAAAACGCAAGCCGAUGUUGUUGCUAGCGCGUUACAAGGAGCCCAAAUGGCGGUACAUGAAUGUCAACAACAGUUCGCAUACACAAGAUGGAACUGCUCGUCCUUGGAGACCAAAAACGGCAAUCCCUUGACGAGUGACUUAUUAGCUAGAGGUUUCAGAGAGACAGCGUUCGCGCACGCUAUUAUAUCUGCCGGCAUGACACAAGCAGUUGCAACAUCUUGCAGCGCGGGUAAACUUGGAACAUGCGAAUGCGACAAAACCGUCAAAGGAGAGGGUCGGGGCUGGAGCUGGGGUGGAUGCAGCGACAACGCUCUUUACGGUGCCGUGUUUACUGCCGAUUUUAUGGACUCUCGGGAAAGAGGGACAGAUAUAAAGUCGCUGAUGAACCUCCACAACAAUCGAGCAGGACGUCUGGCUGUUCUGGAUAACAUGAAGACUAAGUGUAAAUGCACUGGUGUGUCCGGCUCUUGCACUAUGAGAACUUGUUGGAAGACUGUUCCAGAAUUCAAAGAAGUCGGAACAAUUCUUAUGGAGAAUUACGAGUAUGCCGUUCUCAUUCGAGCGAGCAACAGAAAUCGCGGCAAAAUACGACCACGUAAAACAAAGACAGUCAAACAAUAUGAGUUCCAAAGAAAUCUAGUCUAUUACGAGCCCUCGCCAAGUUACUGCAAUAGAGACGACUCGAAAGACAUAGCUGGGACUAAAGGAAGAAUGUGCAAGGUUGAUUCUCUCGGAAGCGACAACUGUGACACUCUUUGCUGUUCAAGAGGAUACAACAGGAUACACGCUACUAUAAAAAGAAGAUGUCGCUGCCAUUUCAACUGGUGUUGUUUUGUAUUGUGUGACGAGUGCGUGGAGAAAGCGUGGGUGACCAUCUGCAAAUAGUAGCGUUAGCCUCUUCUUGACUCUGCUAUAGUGUAAACAUAUCUAUCACAGUAUCAGUUGGAAAAAUCCUGUUCUCGCUUCGUAUUAGAAGACAGUUUCCCCUUUGAAAACUAAGUCUUUCUUCCGGCGGUUCGUCCACCUGAGUACCCAUUUAGCGUUGCGAGGCUCCAUUAACAUUCCAAACUGACAGUUAUUCUAACACUAUAUGCACGAGAAAAACUUUUACCAAAUAUGAGUUGAGAUGGAAUUUAAAGAAUGUUCACCUAUUUUGAAAGUAAUGUUCAGAAAGUACAAGACAUGCUAUCUGUAGUUACAAGCGCAGUAUAGAUAUAACUGUAUGGAAAAGUUAUAGUUUUGCAACCGGAGAACGAGAAACGUCAAGUUUUUUUCAACCUGGAUUUUGAUAAUAAAUGGUAUAAAAUCAGAAAACUUCACAGACCGGUCAUUAUUUAUCGCCGGGGAAAAGGAGGGGGCAGGGGCGGAGGAUUUUUGUUGUGUCACCUAAGGUUCUACAGUAUUCUAAUGGUUCCCUUACUGUCAGUCAAUUUUCUACAGUCCCCCUUUAUAACGAUGUAAUUUCCUCCAUAAUCCUCUGCUCCCCCCUCACCCGCGAUAAAAAAUGACUGGUCCCUUGACCUUGGUUCCUAUGGGGCCAUUUGCGAUACCCUUAUUAAGUUUGGAUAUCAUUUAGAAACGAGCAAAACCUCAUUCUUGUUUAAAUUGGUUGUUGUUAUAAACAAAGUACUGUUACCAGUGGAAUGAUCGUAACAAAUUUAAGAUAACCGAACAGAUAUGACUGGAAUCUUAGAUGAGAAAUUGAGUGUUAGCAGCCACUAUAUGCACUUUGCAAGGUAAUCCCCGCCCGCCCCCCAGUCCCCGACCAUUUCAAUGUUUAGAGCUUCAGAGGGAUUUUUGUAUAGCAUAUUGACAACAGUGGGUAAACCGGGCUUGGGAAGUGGGGCAUCAGCAUUUGCAAAUCUCACUGCAUCGACUGACUAUAUAAUUUGUUAUCGACACUGAAUAAUCAAUUGCUUGUUAUAUUAUCUUUGUGUGACUGAGUCAUAAACUCAUAAUUGGUCAUAUAUAAUAUAUAUAUAUAUAUAUAUAUAUAUA